Messenger RNA from Petromyzon marinus (sea lamprey), 4537 nucleotides. RefSeq names its product DEAD-box helicase 27 (gene DDX27). Gene Ontology annotation, molecular function: RNA helicase activity; nucleic acid binding; ATP binding. Lineage: Eukaryota; Metazoa; Chordata; Hyperoartia; Petromyzontiformes; Petromyzontidae. The record is from RefSeq and is a predicted model, not a curated record. Gene Ontology annotation, cellular component: cytosol.
GGGUGUGUUCCGGGACCCGCCUAUGCGCUGUAUGGAUUUGGAGGCCACGUGGUGUGCUAGCAACGUGAACGCGAAGAAGUGGCCAUGGCCGACUUGGACCUCGUCGCGACUAUCGAGGACGACGACGAAGUGAAAGUCGCCUCGGAGGAGAGCGACUCUGGCGACGACGAGGAUGGGACCGUCGUGAAGAAGAAAAAGAAGAGGGCCCAGCCGGUGGUGCGUGGCCGCUGUGCCGACUUCAGCGAUGACUUCGCGUUCCUGGAGCGCGACGGGGAGAUCGCCAUUGACUGGGAGCGGGACAUCUUGCUGAUGGCCAAGAAGAAGCGUCAUGCAACCACGCUGGAUGAGAAGAUUGCGGAAGUGAGGCGCAAGAGAAAGAAGGCGGAAACCUCAGAAAACGACGACAAAGGGAAGGAAGAUGAAGAUGAAGAGGAUAGAGCAAAGGCUGAGGAGAACGGAGAGAAGGAAGCAGAAAGCAGCGAAGAGGGUGACGAGGAGAGUACCAAUGAAGCGACGGGAUCCUCGUCGGACGAUGACGUUCAGAAAUCCGACGUGUUAAAGGAAAAGGUGAAAAAGAAAAAGAAGCUUAAAGGCGAAGAGAAGCCUUUCUUCGAAGAUGCGCCUUUCGUUGAUAAAAACAUCACCUUCCCGGACAUGAACCUCUCUCGGCCUCUUCUUAAGGCGAUAUCCAGCAUGGGGUUCCAGCAGCCGACACCCAUCCAGAAGUCCUGUAUCCCCGUGGGGCUCCUGGGCAAAGACAUCUGUGCCUGCGCUGCAACAGGCACCGGCAAGACGGCGGCGUUCAUGCUGCCGGUGCUGGAGCGGCUCGUGUACAAGCCGCGGCAGGCCCCCGUGACGCGAGUGCUCGUGCUGGUGCCAACCAGGGAGCUCGGCAUCCAGGUGCACUCGGUGACGCGCCAGCUCUCGCAGUUCUGCAACGUGCAGACCUCGCUCGCCGUGGGCGGCCUGGACAUCAAGACGCAGGAGGCGGCGCUGCGUGCGGGCCCCGACAUCCUCAUCGCUACACCCGGCCGACUCAUUGACCACCUGCAAAACUGCCCGUCCUUUGAUCUGAGCAGCAUCGAGAUUCUCAUCCUGGACGAGGCUGACCGGAUGCUGGACGAGUACUUCGAAGAGCAGAUGAAGGAGAUCAUCCGGCAGUGUUCGCACCAGCGGCAGACGAUGCUCUUCUCUGCGACAAUGACCGACCAGGUGCAAGACCUGGCGGCGGUGUCGCUGAAGCACCCGGUGAAGAUCUUCGUGAACAGCAACACGGACGUGGCCCCGUACCUGCGGCAGGAGUUUGUGCGAAUCCGCCCCAACCGGGAGGGAGACCGCGAGGCCAUCGUAUCAGCGCUGCUGACUCGCACCUUCCAGGACCACGUGAUGGUGUUCACGCAGACCAAGAAGCAGGCGCACCGCCUGCACAUCCUGCUGGGGCUGCUGGGGCUGCGCGUGGGCGAGCUCCACGGGAACCUGUCCCAGACGCAGCGCCUGGAGGCCUUGCGGAGGUUUAAGGACGAUCAGAUUGACAUUCUGGUGGCAACGGACGUGGCGGCACGUGGUCUGGACAUCGAGGGUGUCAAAACCGUCAUCAACUUCACGAUGCCGAGCACCAUCAAGCACUACGUGCACCGCGUCGGGCGCACAGCGCGUGCCGGUCGCGCCGGCCGCUCCAUCUCACUUGUCGGCGAGACGGAGCGUCGGGUCCUCAAGGACAUCGUCAAGCAGGCCAGAUCCACCGUCAAAAGCCGCGUUUUGCCGCCAGAGGUGGUGGAGAAGUUCCGAGCUAAGAUUGAGAACAUGGAGAAGGACAUCUACGCAGUGCUACGCCUGGAGCGAGAAGAUAAAGAGCUCUGCGCCUCCGAGAACCAGCUCAGUAAGGCGCAGAAGCAGCUGGACGGAACGGUGCAGGACGAGGCGGCGAGGACCUGGUUCCAGACCAAGAAGGAACGCAUGCAGGAGAAGGCCAAGAAGGCGCUGCAGCAGUACGACACGGCCCUGAUGGGCAAGAAGAAACGGCAGGAGCACGUGAAGGAGCUUCGCAAGAAGCAGCAGACGCCCGAAGACCGGGCCCAGUUUGAGAUCGUCAAGGCGCAGAUGUACGCCGAGCGCAUGAUGAAGCGCAGCCGCAAGCCCAAGAGGGCUCGAGUCAUGCCGGAAGACGUGCCCCGUCCCAAAGAAGACACACGCCCCACCAAGAUCGCCACGUUUGACCGGGAGCUGACCAACACGAGCCGCAAGGCCCUCAAGCAGUACCGCGCCGGCCCGACGUUUGACGAGCGCAAGAAGCUCGGGAUGGACACCCGCAGGAAGGGCGGAAAGUUCAAGUCCCAAGCCCGGUAUAAGAGGAAGUGAUGGCGUUCACUCGAAGAGGGAGGGCCUGGCGUGCUGGGUGGCGGUGGGCACAUUCUGACUUAAGCCCAGUGCUGACCCAGCCCUUGGGCUUCGUGUUUGCCACCCAACUUGGACAUUUCAUUCCAUCCACACACGAUCCAAUCAAGACCCGACCACCUUACCUGCGUUAUCCAUUUAGGUCCACUAAUCUUCUUGUGAUCAGUUUCCAUCAAUUGUGAAUAUUGUUGUUAUUUUAACUUGGCAGAGGGCCUGUUGUUUUGAUCGGAUGCGGCCCGUUCAGAUUUGGUCACUUUGUACAAUAUGCCAAUCUGGAUUAAACUUAUUUACUUAUUUUUUUAUUAUACCAGGUAAGGCCCAUUGAGCUAUAAAGUUAUUUUUCAGAAGCGACCUAGCUACGAUUGAUAGCUCAACGAAGUGGCUUAUCAUCAUGUGGAAAGUUAUAGCAGCCAAAUACUCUAAAAGCAUGUUUCUAAAUGUGGUGGGCAAAACCGAAGGACCCGGAAUAAAAUCCACGUGACCACGGUGAAGAACAUGCAGACUUAAAAUUUACAGGCAUUUAUUUAUAUAAUAUAUAUAAAAUAUUUUCCGUUUGGCACGUUCUGUGGCAGCCAGGCAUGAAAACAUCCGCAGAUCCUAAUUGACCUUGCCAUGUUUUUGCAAUGGAUAGGGACACGGCACAAUUCACGACUCGAUUGCCAUCGUUUAUAAAGUGGGGGGGGGAGCGCAGCGUGUAAAUGUUUAAUAGGGGCAGCGUGCAUGUGUGUGCGCGCGCGGGGCAUCUGUGUUCGGCAUCAAGUUGUGCUUUUGUACUAUACGAUUCACGCCCGUCCUGUGUUUCAUUAAAAUAAACACCGGCUUGUUCGUUCUGUACAUGUGUUCUCGGCGUAUGUUAAAUGGUGAUGUAUAAAGGUCACAAGCAAUUGUUGGUUGCGUGUCAGUGCCUAGGGGCUAUGGAAAAUGUGUACGUCGUGAACAGUUUUGCAAUGAACCCGAUGUUAUCUGGAUGGGGUGCUUCAAGCUUUUGUUGGCUUUUAACGUCCCUAAGGCAAAGGUUGAGCAUUGGUGCCUGACGGUGCAGCUCAAUUUGUCGCAGGCGCUUCCCAAGCCUUAAUUGAUAAUUGCGUUAACGAGCUGAAAAAUAUCGUCGUGUGCACCGCGCACGCAGAACUCGCCAACGCGAGUGCUUGUUGGUCGCGGCAAAGUCACGGUGACCUUGGGUAUCAAGUUUUUCAUGGUUUAGUUCCUUGGGGGGGGGGGGGGGGGGGCGGUGUUAUCCUCAAUUUGAAACCUGUAGGAGGCAAUUUUGGAGUUAAUAUGGCAUGAAGGGGAAUACAAGUUUGGCUGUUUUAUUUUUCAUUUUGUUUUUUCCACCGGAUUUAGUUUGUUUCAGCCGGCAAUAUCAAAUAUCCACCGCUUACUUCAUUGGUUAUGUUUAGAUGGCAUACAUUACUUUUAUUUACAUGUUUUUAUCAUGGUAAUACAGGUUGUUUGGCGUGGUACAUUGGUUAGCACUGCGCUGUGAACCUGGCGACUUGAGUUUGAUUCCUGGCCACGGUUAACAUAAAUGGCUCGGUGAUAUCUCGACUGAUCCCUGAAGGACCUCCAAUUCCCUUCGUCCCACGCUCACCUAACAUGAAGCAUGGUCAAACAGCCUCCAUGACUCAACCUGCGUGGUCAAUCCAGCAGUGGAUUGUCAAAAGGGCCAUAUGUUUUUGAAUGCACAGAUUGUUACGAUUCCACUCUGUUUCAGUGCUGUGAGAUAUCUCCAUGCCAAAGAUGUCUGUGUUGUAUAAACACUGACGAUGGUGUUUAAAUUAUAUGGUUGCUAAAGUAUGCAAGUCAUGAAAUACCAAAACUUUUGUGUAAAUCAGAACUUUAAUCAACAUUGAUUUGAGCAUAGAUGUUGUCUUGAAAAUGUGUUCUAUUUGGUUUUUCGGCCAAGUCACGUAGAAAUAAGAAAUACUAAAAUUACAUAAUAGCAUACUACAUAAUAGCAUACGACGUUUCGAUUGCAACGCAAGCAAUCAUCAGCACAGAAGAGCUAUUAUGCAAUUGUAUUAUAUCUUAUUUCUACGUGACUUUACCGAAAAACCAAUGAGUAAUUCCUGCAGUCACGGAAGCGCCAAAUCAAAUGUGUUCUGUUUGUAGAUCAAGGCAGCAAAUACAAGACUCAUUUUUA